This is a messenger RNA of Liolophura sinensis, 1486 nucleotides long. RefSeq names its product putative ankyrin repeat protein RF_0381. Gene Ontology annotation, molecular function: protein binding. Lineage: Eukaryota; Metazoa; Mollusca; Polyplacophora; Chitonida; Chitonidae. The transcript is spliced from 13 exons. The coding region runs from base 75 to 1409 and encodes 444 amino acids. The record is from RefSeq and is a predicted model, not a curated record.
ACACAGCAGAGAGGACCCACGAACGGCUAACGAAUGCAUGCUUGCAGACAGAAGGAAGAGAUUUACAUAGGACAAUGAUGUUCAAUUCCGUGGAUUUCGUUCGGCGAUUUGUCCUGAUGGGUGCAAGCGUCAGCGCCAAGGAUAAGAAAGGAUGGACAGCCUUACACCGUGGAGCUUGGAAAAACAACGUGGAUGAUACUCGUGUGCUGCUGGAGAAGGGUGCUGAUGUCAAUGUACAGAAUCAGGAUGGGUUGACACCUUUGCACACUGCAGCUCAGAAAAACAGUGUGGGUGUUGUUCGUGUGCUACUGGAGAAGGGCGCUGAUAUCGAUGCACAGGAUAAGAAUGGGUUGACACUUUUGCACUGUGCAGCCCAGAGUAACAGUGUGGGUGUUGUUUAUGUGCUACUGGAGAAGGGCGCUGAUAUCGAUGCACAGGAUGAGAAUGGGUUGACACUUUUGCACUGUGCAGCCCAGAGUAACAGUGUGGGUGUUGUUUAUGUGCUACUGGAGAAGGGCGCUGAUAUCGAUGCACAGGAUGAGAAUGGGUGGACAACUUUGCACUGUGCAGCCUUUGAUAACAGUGUGGAUAUUGUUCGUGUGCUGCUGGAGAAGGGCGCUGAUGCCAAUGUACAGGAUAAGAAUGGGCUGACACCUUUGCACUAUGCAGCCCUGAACAACAGUGUGGUAGUUGUUCAUGUGCUCCUGGAGAAGGGCUCUGAUAUCGAUGCACAGGAUAAGGACGGGAGGACCGCUUUGCGCAUCGCGUCAGAGUUAAACCAUGUGGGCGUUGUUGUUCUGCUGGUAAAGAAGGCUGAGGAUGCCAGUGUACAGGAUAAGAGAGGCCAGAUGUCUUUGCACAAGGCAGUAAUGGACGGUGAUAUAGACAGAGUUCGUCUACUCGUGAAGAAAGGAGUGAGUCUCACAACACAGGAUCAGGAAGGAGAAACGGCUGUUCAUUGGGCAGUGCGUAAAAAUAAUGUGGAUCUUGUCCAUCAGAUUCUAGAUCUGGGCGGUGACAUCAACAUUCAGAAUAAGGAUGGAAAGACGCCUUUGCUUUUAGCCCUGAGGGCAAACAAUCUGGAUCUUGUUCGUCUGUUGGUAGAGAGAGGCUCUGACGUUAGCGUACAGAAUGAGGAAGGAGAGAUGGUUUUGUUUUGGGCGAUGAGGACAGGUGAUUUGAACCUUUGUCGUCUGCUGAUAAAUCACAGAGCCAAUGUCAACGUACAGAAUAAGGUACGGGCUGCAUGGUUGUUUACAAGGAGAGCAUGUUGGACCAAGAACCAUAUUAAACACCUAGUUUUAUCUUCAAAUACAUGUAUCCACAAAAGUCAGAGACGGAAAGUUAUUCACUUUGAGCAUGAAUUAUAUAUAUUAUGCUACCUCUGGCGCAAACACAAUAUUACAUGAACAAAAAUGAUAUUAUAUCUUUGCAGUCUACACCUAAUUAAAGGUGAAAAGAUAAAAAAAAUUAGACCAACACUUCU